Molecule: messenger RNA, 1143 nt
Organism: Habropoda laboriosa
Lineage: Eukaryota; Metazoa; Arthropoda; Insecta; Hymenoptera; Apidae
Product: protein AAR2 homolog
Exons: 5
Coding region: 1-1143 (380 amino acids)
Biological process (GO): spliceosomal tri-snRNP complex assembly
Source: RefSeq, a predicted model, not a curated record
AUGGCGAGUGAAGGAAUUGAAAUGGAUCAAACAUUAGCGCAAAGGCUUCUAGUUGAAGGUGCUACGUUAGUUGUGUUAAAUGUACCUAGUGAUACAGAAUUUGGAAUCGAUUUAAAAUCCUGGAACACGGGAGAUAACUUUAAAGGUAUCAAAAUGAUUCCACCAGGAUUUCAUUAUGUACAUUACAGUGCUAUAGAUGAAUUUGGAGAAACAGCACCUAAAAUUGGUUUUCUUCAUACGUUUGAGAAAUCGGAAUUUUUAGUCAGACGUUGGAAUCCAAAAGAAGAAGAUCUAAGUCCAGAAGCUGUAGAAGAAGAGACAGUUGAAAGGUUGAAGGAUAAUCUGAAAGAUUUGGACAGAUUUCUAGGAUGUUAUCCUUAUGACAUAUGGAAACAAUGGAAAGAGUUAAUAAAUCAUAUUAGUCCCUCUCUUGUUGAACGCUGUUCACCCAUAUGUGGUUUUGUAAGGUCUGCUUUAGAAUUAGAGCACUGUAGCGAUGCCACAAGACCAAGAGGUGGAGAGUCAAAUCCAAAAAAAAAAAGGAGGAGUGGAAUUACUAUGGAAGAAAAGGAAGAUGAGUUACUUCCAGAUAUGAAACCUAGGCCUGGUACAGAACUUAGGCUUUCUAAAUUACCCGACAAAAAUUAUCCAGAUGGAGCAUCACCAACUGAAGUCACUAAGCAUUUCCUGGAUUCGAGUUAUGCAUUGGAUACUUUUCUUAAUAAAUUGACAGUCCCUAUGGAGAUAAUUGGUGAAGUGCAAUUAGCAUUUAUUUGUUUCCUGGUUGGACAAAGUCUUGAUGCAUUUGAACAUUGGAAAAAGCUUGUGUCCCUUAUCUGUGGUGCUGAUUGUGCAAUAUCGCAACGUCGCGCUAUAUAUAUCGAAUUUAUGAAAACAUUAGAGAUCCAAUUAAUUCACGUACCGGAGGAUAUACUUUGCGAUAUUGUUGUUAAUAAUAAUUUUAUCUAUUCCAGUCUACGUAAACUGUUUGCAAAUAUUGAGGCUAAUUCUGAAUUAGAUGGACGCUUGAAAUCUUACACGUCAAGAUUUUGUGAACGAUUAUCCACUAAGUUCGCAUGGGAUUUUUCUAAUCUACAAGAAGAAGCCGAAGAUGACGCGCCUAUCGUUGUUUCGUUGAAAUAA